AUGUUUUGCAGAUACCCGUUAGUGCCGCGACCGACGCCGGCGCAGCGCACCAUCGACGCCUCGCCGCGAACGCUUCGCAAAUAUAAACAAUAUUAUACAACCGCUACGCGCCUGGAUCGUAACCGUCGGGUGUUUAGUAAACAGUGUUGUGACAAGGAUUGCUUUUACUUUAACCCGCGCGGUCGAACGGAAGCGAACCGAGUGAAAAAUCGGUAUGGCAAUGAAGGAAUGGCUACAAUGGUUGCCACCACCGCGAUCACUGCUAGCGCUCGUUUUGGCGACACUUGCCACUCGCUGUGCAGGCUCGUCGGUCUUAUUACAACACUUCUCUCUUACAAGUUCGAGCGCGCUGACGAGGGCGCCGGCCGUGAGGGGAAACUGCGCAACACGUUCGGCUGGGCGCGGAUCGAGGUUGUCGGCCGGCUGUCGGUCCACGUGCUGUUCGCGUCGUUCGCGCUGGCGCUGGUCGUCAACGCGCUGCAGCUGGGCGUGCACUCGUCGCACGUGCAGCCGCCCCGGUACCCCAAGGUCAUCGUCGGCAGCGCCGUCCUAGGGCUGCUGCUCUACACGGUUAACUACAUGUUGCUGGCCGGUCGAGAGCUGAGCUACAGCCGUCGCCUGAGCAUGACGGAGGGCGGCGGGGUGGUGCUGAAGACUGGCUCCGGGGAGCCGGUGCUGGCACACGCGCCAAUCGACAUCGUCAGCAGCCUGUUCGCCAUCGGGGCCGGCCUGACCUCGGAGUGGGAACCAGAAGUGGCGCGCAUUGCUGACCCAGCGCUGUCGGCAUGCGCCGCCAUUGUACUCGUAGUGUUCAACUACCCAUUCAUGCGGUCCGCCGGGCUAGUGCUGCUGCAGACCGUCCCCGAAGGUCUCGGCGCCUGUGAGCUCCGCGAGGCGGCGCUCAAGGUGCCCGGCGUUCUCGCCAUCCACGAGCUCCACGUGUGGCAGCUUCACCGCGACAAGAUCGUCGCCACGGCGCACAUCGCUUACGGCUCGCACGAAGAUUAUUUGCGCAAUUGCGAUCUAGUUUGCGACGUGUUCAAACGCCACGGGAUAAGUCUGGUCACACUGCAGCCAGAGUUCACACUCACAGCAAUUGGUGGAACGGACGAAGAGAAGAAGACAUUGGUCGACUUCGCCAACGUGGCUUGCUCCUGUCCAUGCGCUAAAGAGUGCACGGCGCCUAGAUGCUGUGAAGCACCGCGGAGGCCUCUAGUGACGCGCAUA
Iphiclides podalirius (scarce swallowtail) is the source of this 1227-nucleotide messenger RNA. The record is from the annotation of a GenBank genome assembly. Lineage: Eukaryota; Metazoa; Arthropoda; Insecta; Lepidoptera; Papilionidae.